AACCAAAACAUAAGAUGAAGAAUAUACUUUCCAUAUUUUUUCUAGCAGUAUUACUGUUUAUUCCGCUAUUAGCCUUUGGUGCUGAGAGCGAAGAAACACAAGUAUAUCAUGCACCAAAAACUGUAGAAAUUUCUGGCGAAUUCACAGACAAUCCUUUUAAUCAAAUCAUAAAUGGCCAAAAGAAUACUGUCAAACUUACAUUCGAUAAUAAAGGAGAAUCUAAUUAUACCAUUGAAACGGUAACAGGUCAAUUAUUCAACAAAGAUAAUCCAUCUGAAAUUUAUCGUAAUUUGACAGCCUAUAAAUAUUCUGUUGCCGCACCUUCCAUGGAUCAUGUUGAGGUUAAUUAUAAUUUCUACGCGGAAUUUCCACCUCAAGAAUUAGGACUCAAUAUUUACGUCUUUUUUUCUGAUGAGAAUGCAAAGAAAUUUAGAGGUGUCGGUUAUAAUGACACGGUUACAGUUGUUGACCCGGAAGUCUCUAUUUUUGAUUUACAAUUAGUUUUCAUGUACUUGAUUCUUAUUGGAUUUUUCGGUGGUAUGGGAUAUUUGAUCUUCCAAUCUUUCUUCGGCGGAGCCAAAACGAAAAAAGGCAAAAAGCGUAUUGUUAAAACUGAAGAUAACAACUCAGAAUCAGAUAAAUUUGAUGAGAGUUGGCUCCCCGAACAACAUCUAAAAUCGCAAACAACUCGAAGUUCGGCUCGUAUUAGGAAGAAGAACGAAGCAAAAAAAGAGUAAUUAGAAUUGUAUCUUUGAAAUAUAUAAAUAUAAAAUAAAUCUUUUGUCGGAAAGGGAAAAAAAGGAAACAUUUUAUAUAUAUAUAUAUAUAUAUAUAUUAUUAUUAUUAUUUAUUUAUCUAAUUAUUUUAU
Rhizophagus irregularis DAOM 181602=DAOM 197198 is the source of this 868-nucleotide messenger RNA. RefSeq lists its product as uncharacterized. NCBI's taxonomy places the organism in Eukaryota, Fungi, Glomeromycota, Glomeromycetes, Glomerales, Glomeraceae. Gene Ontology annotation, cellular component: endoplasmic reticulum membrane; endoplasmic reticulum. The record is from RefSeq and is a predicted model, not a curated record.